AAGAUAGAUUUCACUAUAAAGGCGGAUGGUGGAAGAAACCAACACCUACAGCAUCGCCUGUUACCGGGUCAAGAUGAAGACGAUACUUUAUUUGGCUGUAGUUUUCACAUUGGCUUUAAGUGCCAAUGCCGGAGGGGCAGACAAGGAUUUGGACUGGUGGGAAAAGACAAUAUUCUACCAAAUCUACCCAAGGUCCUUUAAGGACAGCAAUGGCGAUGGCAUAGGAGAUCUGAACGGCAUCACAUCAAGUCUGGAAUAUUUGAAAGAGAUGGGAGUUGGGGCAACAUGGUUGUCGCCUAUUUUCAAAUCGCCAAUGUACGACUUUGGCUAUGAUAUUUCUGAUUUCUAUGAAAUUCAAGAAGAAUACGGUACUAUGGAAGAUUUUGAGAAACUCAUGGCUAAGGCUAAGAAACUAGAUAUUAAAAUAGUUCUGGAUUUCGUACCAAACCACACGAGUAAUGAAAGCGUGUGGUUUCAAGAGGCAUUGCGAGGUCACGAGAAAUAUUACAAUUACUUUAUUUGGGAGGAUGGAGUUGUUGACAGUAACGGUAAAAUGCAUCCACCUAACAACUGGGUCAGUGUUUUCCGUAAGAGUGCCUGGGAAUACAGGGAAGAAGUCGGCAAGUACUAUCUUCACCAGUUCGUCAUCGGACAACCAGAUCUGAACUUCCGCAACCCUGAUGUCGUUGAAGAAAUGAAGAACGUCAUUCGUUUCUGGUUAGACAAAGGAGUUGCAGGCUUCAGGGUUGACGCUAUCGCACAUUUGUUCGAAGUUGAUAAGAAAGACUUUGGUGGAAAAUACCCAGAUGAACCACUAACGGGUUAUACCAAUGAUCCCGAUAACUAUGAUUACACAGACCACAUUUACACUAAAGAUCUCGAUGAGACCUUUGAUAUGGUCUACCAAUGGAGGGAAGUUUUUGAUGAGUUUAAAGAGAAAGAUGGUUUGAGUAGAGUUAUGAUGACUGAAGCAUACUCAAGCCCGCAAUUGACUAUGAGAUACUUCGGUGAAGGUGAUCGUCAAGGUGCGCAAAUGCCGUUCAACUUUGUCCUAAUUUCCGAUGUCAGCGGAUCAUCCACCGCUGCUGAGAUAAAAUACGCUCUUGAUAAGUUCAUCACAUUUAAGCCGAUUGACAAAUUGUCUAACUGGGUGGCCGGUAACCAUGACAACAAUCGCGUAGCUUCAAGAUUUAGCCCUGAAUUAGUUGAUGGUAUCAACAUGAUUCUCUUACUCAUGCCUGGUAUCGCUGUCACUUACAUGGGUGAAGAAAUUGGUAUGGUUGACGGGUAUGUGAGCUGGGAGGAUACUGUUGAUCCCAGUGGAUGCAACACAGACGAUCCUAUCAACUAUUGGGUGUCCUCUAGGGACCCUGAACGUACUCCAUUCCAAUGGAAUUCAAAGAAAAAUGCAGGCUUUUCAACUGCUGAUAAGACCUGGCUCCCAGUAGCAGACGGUUACGAAUAUCUAAAUGUGGAAGCGCAGCGCAACGCGAAACGAUCUCACCUGAAUGUUUACAAGGAUCUAUCAAAACUUCGCACUAAGAAGGCUUUUAGACAAGGCAGAUACGAGUCCGUCGCUUUCAAUGAAGGAGUCUUUGCUUUUAGGAGGUGGCACGACAAAGAUAACUACAUCGUAAUCAUCAACUUUAGAAACGAAAACUACACCAUUGACCUGCAUUACUUCGAAAAUGUCAAAAAUAAGGUUGAAGUUGUUCUAAGCAGCAUUCAGUCACCGAAAUCAGCAAAGGAUGUUCUCGAACCAAGCAAAUUGAGGAUUCUUGGCAGUGAAGCGUUGGUGCUCAAAGUGAACUAACUAUAAACUUGCUAUAAAAUUAUAGAACAACCAACUGUGGUACAUUUAUUUAUUAAAAUCUUUUAGAUUGGAUGAAGGAUGACUGGAAGUGGGUUGUACAGAAUACAUUGUGUUGUUAUAAUAAAGCUUUGAGUUGAAAACACUAAA
Trichoplusia ni (cabbage looper) is the source of this 1960-nucleotide messenger RNA. Its product is annotated as maltase A1-like. The record is from RefSeq and is a predicted model, not a curated record. Lineage: Eukaryota; Metazoa; Arthropoda; Insecta; Lepidoptera; Noctuidae. Gene Ontology annotation, biological process: carbohydrate metabolic process. The transcript has 9 exons. Bases 26 to 1813 code for a protein of 595 amino acids.